UGCCUCGAGCUUCAUCGUGGAAACCCUGAAUCUUGACCACCGUUCGAUUACCAUCUAAAAAUCUCAUGGCAAUCGCUCCCGAAAUCACCGCCUUCCGAUGGGUUGACCAACCGAAGCUCCACGUGAGGCUACUCUUCCCAUCUCCAUCAUCUUCAUUACCGUCCGAUUAUUCUCUCUCUCUCUCUCUCUCUCUCGAACCCUAACUAGCUUUCGAAACUCCAUAGGCUCGCCUUCCUAUCUCGUUGCAGCUUUAAUUGCAAGAUGCUAUAGACACCUUUUAUGUUGGGACAUUGAACAUCUAUCAACGGUAUCUGUCAAAACCUUAGUGGUUGUGGAAUGGAUUCAGAAUCUGCCGAUUCAUCAGCUUCACCUCCUCUUAAAGCUCCUGACCCACCACCCCCAGCUUCUAUACAAACUCCAGCUGCUGCUGAUUCUGGACUAGAUAAUUCGCCCCGUGUUGUACCAUCUAAAUUGUCUCCUUCUGCAAUAUCUGCAUGGGCCAAAAGUUUGAAAAUUCCUCAGCCAUUGGCUGCCACACAAGUUGAGUCUCCAACUGGAAAUGCUGGAAAGUCAACAUUUGCACGUUUUACCAGUGGAUUAGGAUUGCGCUUGUCUCCAAAAGCCCCUUCUUCAGACCAUAGUUCUGACGGAACUUCAAUGACUGCACAACCUGGUUUUAUUGGAACUGUUACAAAAGGAUUAGUAGAUUCUUCUAAGAAUGCAGUAAAGGCUGUACAGGUGAAGGCUCGGCAUGUUGUCUCUCAAAAUAAACGAAGAUACCAGGAAGGAGGAUUUGAUCUGGAUAUGACUUAUAUCACUGAGAAUAUAAUUGCAAUGGGGUUCCCUGCUGGUGAUAUGAGCUCUGGAUUUUUCGGUUAUGUUGAGGGGUUCUACCGAAACCACAUGGAAGAAGUAAUCAAAUUCUUUGAAACUCAUCACAAGGACAAGUACAAAGUGUACAAUCUUUGUUCUGAGAGGCUGUAUGAUGCGUCCUUAUUUGAAGGAAAGGUGGCUUGUUUCCCGUUUAAUGACCAUAAUUGCCCCCCAAUUCAACUGAUAAUAUCAUUUUGCCAAAGUGCUUACUCAUGGUUGAAGGAGGAUAUCGAGAAUGUUGUGGUUGUGCAUUGCAAGGCUGGAAUGGCAAGAACAGGGUUGAUGAUUUCCAGUCUUCUUCUAUUCUUGAAGUUCUUCCCAACUGCUGAGGAGUCAAUUGACUACUACAAUCAGAAAAGAUGUUUCGAUGGAAAAGGGCUUGUUCUGCCAAGUCAGAUUAGGUACGUCAAGUAUUUUGAGCGUAUUUUAACAUACUUCAAUGGUGAAACCCCUCCUGGGCGUAGGUGCAUGCUUAGGGGAUUUCGAAUUCACAGAUGUCCCUAUUGGAUCAGGCCCUCCAUUACUGUUUCUGAUCAUAAUGGUGUUCUCUUUUCCUCAAAAAGUCAUCCACGAACCAAGGAUCUUUCGCCAGAAGAUUUUUGGUUUAAUGCACCCAAGAAGGGGGUAAUGGUCUUCACUUUGCCAGGGGAGCCUGGCCUUACAGAGCUGGCUGGGGACUUCAAAGUCCAUUUUCACGACCGCCAAGGCGAUUUCUACUUUUGGUUAAACACAACAAUGACAGAAAAUAGAAAAGUUUUAAACACAAAUGAUCUCGACGGGUUUGACAAGAGGAAACUUCCUUCCCCCGGAUUUCAGGUUGAGGUUGUGCUUGUAGAUUAUAACGGCACUGUCCCUACAACACCUAACACUGAAACUAUUGCUAAGAAAACGGAUGAAAGCUCGGGCACUACUACUGCAUCAGUUGAUAAGGGUGCACCCAGACCAAACCAAAAGAAAGAUAAAGAUGAUGUCUUUUCAGAUAGUGAGGCAGAGGAAACUGGUUCCUCGAAGAGCAGGCAAGCAGAAGCUGCUUCUGCAGAAGGAGGAACUGUCACCAAUACCAUCUCCAGUUCUGAGACGAAGACAAAUUCAGAUCAAAUUGCAAGUGUGAGUCAUGCAACCGAACAUAUAUCUCUGGGGAACACUGCUGGCUCCACACAGAUGCAUGUUGAUGGGCAGAGUAAGAGUGAUGCUGUCGCCGGAGCUGUCUCAGUCCUUGAGGUGCCCAACACAGAAAGUGAAUUCAAGGCAAUGGCAGCUGAUGCUUCUGUUUUCACAUUUGGAGAUGAUGAGGACUACGAAAGUGAGUAAACCACAGGUAUACAUUGUUGCCUCGGACUCAAAUGAUCUGUACAUAACAUGGCUUGUAAAUGCACCAAUUGCUUAUUACGAGGUCGUGUUCAAUCCCUUAGUUUCCUUGGUAAUGUGAUACGUCUGGUUCUGGUGUUUUGUGUUGUCAUGUAAAAAAUUGGCUAGACAUGAGAAGUGUUUUUAUAUCAUGGGACUCAAAAUAGUGAAUUUGUUUUAUUACUUUCCGAUGAACAACAAAAACUGUAACAUGUUAAUAACACAGCAAAAUUAUAU
Messenger RNA from Juglans microcarpa x Juglans regia, 2457 nucleotides. Its product is annotated as phosphatidylinositol 3,4,5-trisphosphate 3-phosphatase and protein-tyrosine-phosphatase PTEN2A-like. The coding region runs from base 337 to 2184 and encodes 615 amino acids. Gene Ontology annotation, cellular component: cytosol. Lineage: Eukaryota; Viridiplantae; Streptophyta; Magnoliopsida; Fagales; Juglandaceae. The record is from RefSeq and is a predicted model, not a curated record. Gene Ontology annotation, biological process: dephosphorylation. Gene Ontology annotation, molecular function: phosphatidylinositol-3,4,5-trisphosphate 3-phosphatase activity. The transcript is spliced from 13 exons.